Molecule: messenger RNA, 2106 nt
Organism: Annulohypoxylon truncatum
Lineage: Eukaryota; Fungi; Ascomycota; Sordariomycetes; Xylariales; Hypoxylaceae
Product: NAD-dependent deacetylase sirtuin-2
Exons: 2
Coding region: 321-1619 (432 amino acids)
Molecular function (GO): NAD+ binding
Source: RefSeq, a predicted model, not a curated record
CGGAUUGCGCUAGAUUAGCGUGCUAAGGUCGGGUUACGCCGUUUUAAUAAUUAUGAAAAGUGAUGUAACCUGCAUCUUACAUCUCACAUUUACUUUCUUACAAUUUACAAUUCGUUCUUUUUCCACCGUUCAACUUUUCUUCGACCAAUCCUAUAUAAUUCCGUGUAGAAUUGAUUCGAUUUCGUGAUUCCUUCUUCAAAAUCGAAGUCGGCAUCAUAUAGAAGUCUCAUUCGAUGCUCACAUAACCAUUCAAUAUAGGUCGUAAAAAGAAACCUCGUCACCAGAAGGGACGAAGCCCACGCCCGUGGUCAAGACGCAAGAUGGGUCAAGAACAAUCUAGCCUCAUCGACCCGGACACUCCCCCGGACACUCUGUCCGAGCGCAGCCUGCAUGCUGUCGCGCAACUUAUCAAGAAGGGUGGCGCGAAGAAAAUCGUGGUCAUGACCGGCGCCGGUAUCUCUACCGCAGCUGGAAUCCCCGAUUUUCGCUCCCCCAAGACGGGCCUGUACCACAAUCUCUCCCGCUUCAAUCUCCCACACCCUGAAGCCGUCUUUGAGAUCGACUUCUUCCGUCGCAACCCGGCCCCCUUCUACCUACUAGCCAAGGAGCUCUAUCCAGGUAAUUUCAGCCCGACCAUCUCGCACGUGUUCAUCGCACUGCUGGCCAAGAAGGGUCUGCUCCGCAUGCUCUUCACGCAGAACAUCGACUGUCUGGAGCGCGCAGCCGGCGUGCCUGCCGAUAAGAUCGUGGAGGCCCACGGCAGCUUCGCCACCCAGCGAUGCAUCGACUGCCGCACCGAGUUCCCGGACCACAUGAUGCACGACUUCGUGAAGCGCGGCGAGGCCCCGCACUGCGUGCGCGAGGUGUGUAAGGGGCUCGUCAAGCCCGACAUCGUCUUCUUCGGCGAGCAGUUGCCCGAGAAGUUCUACAACAACAUCAACGUCACCGCCACCGCGGACCUCGUGCUCGUCAUGGGAACGAGCCUGCUCGUGCACCCGUUCGCGGGCCUGCCGCGCAACGCACGCGAGCGCGUGCCCCGCGUACUCUUCAACCUCGAGCGCGUGGGCGACCUGGGCACGCGCGCGGACGACGUGCUAGUCCUAGGCGACUGCGACUCCGGGGUGCGCAAGCUGGCGGACGAACUGGGCUGGCGCGACGAGCUGGAGGCGCUCUGGCGCAAGAUCGUAGGCGACAAGGAGGCGGACCGCCAGCUAUCCAAGACGGCGAAGGAGGAGGCGAUCAAGGACGAGCUGGACCAGCUCGUCGAAGACGUGGAGGAUAAGUUGGCCAUAUCCGCAGGCACCGACGGCGACCGAUCCGAUGCUAACCUCCCCGAGCAGCAGGAAGAAGAAGAUGAAGAAGAAGAGGUUCACGCGCGCGGAUCGCAGGGCCAUGAGGGUGUAUCUAAGGAAGUACCUAAGGAAGCUGAUGCGGAAAAGCUCGUGGAUGACAGCGUACCGGUUUCAUCGAAGGGUGCUGAGAAGGGCGAGGGAGAGGGCAAGGAUGACGAAGAGGCGCUUACCUUCGAACCGCUGAAACCUACGACGGAGAAACCGGUCACGGCGGAGGGUGACGGCAAGGCGAAGGAUCAGGGCGGAGGUGAUAAACCGGCGCUUUGAACAUGGUCUGGUCUUGUCUGGUCUGGUCUUUGCAUACGAAUCCGCCCGUGUACAAUAAGCAGGGGUAGUGAAAAAAGGGGACGACAAUGAUGAUGAUGAAAGGGCGGAUGGAUAUCUUGCAGUUUGCGGUUCAGUUCGGUUCAGAUUGCGGUUGUACGGUUACGGUUACACGCUAGGCUAGGCGGCUCUAUAUAGGAAGUGGAGCCUAGGGUAAGGGCGAUUGUACGUAUAGCUUUCCGUGUACGCUUGAGAGAGGAAUAUAUACCCAUGAGCUUUUUUUCCUAUGAGAAUGGAGUGUUACUUGCUUGCUUGCUUGAGUGAGGGGAAUAGGCAAGUUCUGGACUUGAGGAGUAUGCGUAGUAGGUAUAUUUACUAAGUGCUCUUGCGUGACGUUUUUCCCAGUAUACUCGGUAAAGGGGGUAGGUUAUUUUUACGUAUAUGCCCCAGGAAGAAAAACCCGCUAGUUUAUUCUGAGGGGAGCCUAUAG